Melospiza melodia melodia is the source of this 2544-nucleotide messenger RNA. RefSeq names its product G-protein coupled receptor 26-like. Lineage: Eukaryota; Metazoa; Chordata; Aves; Passeriformes; Passerellidae. The coding region runs from base 98 to 1117 and encodes 339 amino acids. Gene Ontology annotation, biological process: adenylate cyclase-activating G protein-coupled receptor signaling pathway. The record is from RefSeq and is a predicted model, not a curated record. Gene Ontology annotation, cellular component: membrane. The transcript has 3 exons. Gene Ontology annotation, molecular function: G protein-coupled receptor activity.
GCGCGGGCGGCCGCGGUGGGCGGCAGGCGAGGCUGCGGUGCCGGCGCGGGUGCCCCCUUCCUCCUGCCCUCGCCCGCUCCAGGCGACCCGCUGAGAGAUGGACUUGGCAGGCGUGCUGCUGGCGCUGCUCCUCGUGCUGGUGCUGGUCGUCUCUCUGCUCUCCAACCUCCUGGUGCUGCUAUGCUUCGUCUACAGUACGGAGAUCCGCAAGCAGGUCGCCGGGGUUUUCCUGGUGAACUUAUCUUUCUGCAACCUGCUUCUCACCGUUCUGAACAUGCCUUUUACCCUGCUGGGCAUCCUGAGGAACCAGCAACCCCUCGGGGGCUGCGUCUGCAAGGCGGUGGGUUUCCUGGAAACUUUCCUGACUUCCAACACAAUGCUGAGCAUGGCAGCGCUCAGCAUCGACAAAUGGAUUGCCGUGGUGUUCCCCCUGAGCUACACCAGCAAGAUGCGGUAUAAGGACGCUGUGAUACUGAUGGGCUACUCGUGGCUCCACUCCCUCACGUUCCCCUUGGUAUCCUUGUUUUACUCGUGGGUAGAUUACAACAGCGUUUAUGCCUCUUGCACCUUACACCUGAAGGAAGAGACUGAGAGGAGAAGGUUUACAGUGUUCACCAUUGUCUUUCACUCCACCAGUUUCAUGCUGUCUCUGGUGAUCUUGUGUUUCACCUAUUUAAAGGUGUUGAAAGUUGCCCGGUUCCACUGCAAGCGGAUAGACAUUAUUACCAUGCAGACUCUGGUUUUGCUGGUGGAUAUCCACCCCAGUGUGAAGCAGCGCUGUCUCAACGAGCAGAAAAGGAGGAGGCAGCGGGCUACCAAGAAAAUCAGUAUUUUUAUAGGGUCGUUCGUGAUCUGUUUUGGUCCUUACAUUAUCACCAGGUUGAUAGAGCUCAUUCCUUUUGUUACCAUAAAUUACUACUGGGGAAUUAUAAGCAAGUGCCUCACCUACAGUAAGGCUGCAUCAGAUCCGUUUGUUUACUCACUUUUACGUCAACAGUACAAAAAAGUUUUGAUCAACAUCGUCAACAGGAUACUGAAGAGGGACCUGUAUCCCUCAUCAGGGUACAACAGCUCUCUCGACACUGAAAAUGAUUACUGCUUGCACAGAACAAACUGACAACAGGAAAGCACUGCCCUUCCAGGGAGACAGGUGUUUGCUGCUGCUGGAAAACUGCCUUUCUCCUCUCCUGCUGACAGUGUGACAGUGUCUCCAGGGUGUGAAGGCUGCAUUAAUGUGACAAAUUGCAUCGUGGACUUUCAUAAAAAGGCUCUUCCCUGGUCUGCAGCCAAGCACAAUUCAUGGCAAAGCCUUGUCCCCAGUGAACAGAGUUGCCUUGAGGGGUUUUGAGAGAGCCUUUCGAGGCUUUCAAGGAGCUUAGACAGCUCUUAAUGUUUCAUGUGUGAAGACUUGGUAUGUCUUGGAGUGUUCCAUAUCAAACAUGACAUUCCAGUGUCUUCUGGGAGCACAGGAAUCCCCACAUUGGAAGGACUGGUUCAGAGUCCUCCUCUGGGAGCACAGGAAUCCCCACGCUGGAAGGACAGGUUCAGAGUCCUCUGUGCUGCACAUGCAGCCCAGGAUGUGCUGUUGGUUUCGAAUAUCAAAAAUAGAUAUUUUAAUUGAUUGAUUUAUUGUAUUGGUGCCUCAAGUGAGUCAGCACUUUGAAUCUGAGAUUGGUAUUAUUAUUACUAUUAUUUAUUACUAGGCAUCAUGAUUGUAACAUAGCCUUUAGGAAGUGGUACAUAUAUAUAUAUUUGAUAUGCCAGUAUUCUAUCAAGCAUAACCAAAGUCCACAUAUCUGAGUUACUAAUAUUUAGCACUUCAGUGGUAUGUGAUUACAAUAAUUGCAGCAACAGUAACAAAGACAUGUAUGGAAUUUAGUUAAAUAGCACUGUAGUUCCACCACUGAGCUAGUAGUCCUAUUCAAGCAAGCUUUUUAUUCAGAAAAAAAAAUCAGUAGAAGUUACAGAUACCAUUGUGUUUAAGAUAUAUUACUUCAGAAGCUAUCUGUUUUCAAAGGAAAAACUAAAAUAUAUUAAUUCUUUUUAAAGGAUAUAUAAUGUGUAAAAUAUCUCAUGCAUUGGCUAUAUAUGGUGGAUUGUCAUAAUACUGUACAAUCUUUUCUUUAAUAAUGAUCAAUUAAUCUGGUGAUUUUAACUGAAAACAAGAGAUGUCAGAAAUAUUAUAAAAGACCUGCUGCCAAAUGCCCAGAAACAUAAAGCUGCUUUGCUUUCAUAUGUAUUUUUCUCUUUUAUUUCUUUUUAAAUUUAAACAGGUUUUGGAAAAAAUGUGGGAAUUAUUUUUGAACAAUAUUCUUUUGAUUAUGUAAACAUUUAUUAAAAUUUAAGAAUUCUAUGGCAUUCAAUAAACUACUAUUUUCUAAUUGAGUACAUAAGGGAGAAAGUAAAGCAAUUCUAAAGUAUAUUUUAAGAAAAAUAGAAAGAAAGAUGUCAGUAAAGUACUCUUAUUUUUUAUGUAACAAUGCACUUGACCCUAUAAAGCAUCGAGAAGGCUAUUUCUGGUCAAACUAAGCAUAUGUGAUUAGG